AUGAAAGCUGCUCGAUCAGUGCGGUUGCCCCGCGUUCAGGCUGCUACUCGUCCCAAUGUUCGACUUGUGAGCGACACCAGAAAUGUGAAGUCGGCUGUGGCCACAAGCAAUAUCAUGCCCUCCCUGUCAACAUCACCACCUCUGCCACGGAAAGCUUUGGCUGCACCACUGGCCAAGCUGCCUCUCUCCUCCGUUUUGCGCUCUUUGCUGGUGCUAUCUGUUUCCUCUUCGUCACUUCUUCUCAAGCCUUGCAUUUACACUUUGUCUUUACUGGCACAUCCUCGCUCGGCCUUCUGGGACGUUUCCAAGAACCCAGCGCUCAACUUUUUGGUCAAGCACACAAUUUACAAGCAAUUCAAUGCGGGCGAGAACAAGGCUGAGGUCCAGAGAUCCAUCAACAGCAUCAAGGAGCUAGGAUGCCGCGGCGUACUGCUUGGUUAUGCUCGUGAGGUCUUGGUGGGCGAGAACCAGGAUGCUGCUUAUGACGAGAAGGCUGCUCUCGCCGAGAUUCAGAUGUGGUUGGACGGUACCAUGCGAACUGUUGACAUGGCCCAGACCGGAGACUUCGUUGCUCUGAAAUUCACUGGAAUGGGUACCGAUGCCCUCCGCCUGCUUCAGAAGGAAGCCGACCCAACCAAAUUCAUGGACACUUCCAUCCAAAGAGUGUGCGACCUCGCCAUCUCUCGUGGUGUGCGUCUGCUGGUUGAUGCCGAGGAGCAAGCUGUUCAGCCCGGUAUUGAGGCAUGGAUCAUGAAAUACCAGAAAUACUGCAACUCUCAGACCCCCGGUCGGGCUAUCUUCUACGGUACUUACCAAGGCUAUCUUCGAUCCACACCCGUCACUCUGGCCCGUCACCUGGAGACCGCUCGCAGCGAGGGAUACACUCUGGGAGUGAAGCUUGUUCGUGGUGCCUACAUGAAGACAGAGCCUCGUCAUCUGAUCUGGGCCAAGAAGGAGGAAACAGAUCAGUGCUAUGAUGAGGUCGUUGCUGCUCUUCUCACUCGCAAGUACAACUCUAUGCUGCAGCGCCCCUCAAAGGAUACCCCCGUUGAACUGCCAUCUGUCGAUGUGAUCAUUGCUACUCACAACCGCGAGUCUGUGCGAAAGGCCCAUGCCAUCCGCAUGGAGCAGGCUACCAAAGGUGAAGAUUAUGACGUUGAUCUGAGCUAUGCCCAGCUCCAAGGUAUGGCUGAUGAAGUGAGCUGUGAGCUUCUUCAGGGCUUCGAAAGUGCUGAGGAGAGCGUGGGUGCCACACCAAUGGAUGCUCCCAACGUCUUCAAGCUUUUGACUUGGGGAUCAGUCCAGGAGUGCAUGGGCUUCCUUCUGCGUCGUGCUGUCGAGAACACAGAGGCUGUCGGACGUACCAAGGACUCUCAGAUCGCUAUGUUCGGUGAACUGAAGCGUCGCUGCCUUAACGUGUUUGGUGGCAACAACUAA
Penicillium angulare is the source of this 1437-nucleotide messenger RNA. RefSeq names its product Proline dehydrogenase. The coding region runs from base 1 to 1437 and encodes 478 amino acids. NCBI's taxonomy places the organism in Eukaryota, Fungi, Ascomycota, Eurotiomycetes, Eurotiales, Aspergillaceae. The record is from RefSeq and is a predicted model, not a curated record. Gene Ontology annotation, molecular function: proline dehydrogenase activity; FAD binding. Gene Ontology annotation, cellular component: mitochondrion. The transcript is spliced from 2 exons.